CCAUCUAGCCUGACGCUGCCUGUGAGGAGCUCGAGCGCGACCGAGCAGGAGAGAGUGGCAGUGAACGUGUCUGCGGCAGCAUUUAGCGUUAAAAAACACAAACUACGGCUGAAGACGGGAGGACCGAGCCCCGCUGCGUUUCGCGACGACCUCGGCGGACCUCGGACUAUGAUACAUUUCAGACAGAGGCUGGUAACGGCGCGCUGUUUUGACGACAAGCGGGGUUAUUGAACAUCUGUAGAGCAUAAUGAGGGCAUCCGCUAUUCUUUACGGUGGUUUUUCCUCCGAGGUUUAGUCAGACGCAGAGUGACACUAUUUAUAAAUGCGUCGCUUUUAGACAUCCCUACGAAGGAACAGACGCACCGAGGGGACACAGCCUGCAGAAAUUUAGUUAAUUCCCUCCUCCCAUGGCCCCUGGGGAACAGUGAAGUCAUUUGAGAAGUCACCGGAGAAGAAGACACGUCUUAAUCAUCUCGAUAGCUUUCAGUGGAGAUAACGGCUAAGAAAAAACAAAUAACGGCUUUCCCUUCCAUCGGCGCGCACGAGACUCCCCCUGCUUCCUCGCCUGUUUUUUUAUUUUUAUUUUUAAGUCUUACAUGGUUUUGUCUUUCUGAGCAUUCAUCGCCAACCCUCCUGUGGGCAUUUUUUCCCCCCGUUAAAGGAUGCCGGAUCAAAUAUCGGUGUCCGAGUUUCUCUCGGAGACAACUGAGGAUUACAAUUCCCCGACAACAUCCAGCUUCACCACCCGACUGCAGAGCUGCAGGAACACAGUGAAUGUGUUGGAGGAGGCGUUGGACCAGGAUCGAACUUCCCUGCAGAAGGUGAAGAAAUCAGUGAAGGCGAUCUACAAUUCAGGACAAGACCACGUCCAGAAUGAAGAGAACUAUGCCCAGGCUCUGGACAAAUUUGGCAGCAACUUCAUCAGCCGGGACAACCCCGACCUGGGAACGGCCUUCGUCAAGUUCUCCUCCCUCACCAAGGAGCUGUCAGCCCUACUGAAGAACCUGCUCCAGAGCCUCAGCCACAAUGUGAUCUUCACUCUGGACUCACUGCUGAAGGGCGAUCUGAAAGGCGUGAAAGGGGACAUAAAGAAGCCCUUCGACAAGGCAUGGAAGGACUACGAGGCUAAGUUUACAAAGAUCGAGAAGGAGAAGCGAGAGCACGCCAAGCAGCACGGGAUGAUCCGGACGGAGAUCACCGGGGCUGAAAUCGCUGAGGAGAUGGAGAAGGAGCGGCGUCUCUUCCAGCUCCAGAUGUGCGAGUACCUGAUCAAAGUAAAUGAGAUCAAGACCAAGAAGGGAGUGGACCUCCUCCAGAACCUGAUUAAGUAUUACCACGCACAGUGCAAUUUCUUCCAAGAUGGCUUGAAGACAGCGGAUAAGCUGAAGCAGUACAUCGAGAAGCUGGCAGCUGAUCUCUACAAUAUCAAACAAACUCAGGAUGAGGAGAAGAAGCAGCUGACUGCCCUGCGGGAUCUGAUCAAGUCCUCCCUCCAGCUGGACCAGAAGGAGUCUAGAAGAGACUCGCAGAGUAAGCAGGGUGGCUACAGCAUGCACCAGCUGCAGGGGAACAAGGAGUUUGGCAGUGAGAAGAAAGGCUACCUGCUGAAGAAGAGUGAUGGGUUGAGGAAGGUGUGGCAGAGGAGGCAGUGUUCAGUGAAAGGGGGCAUGCUCACCAUCGCUCAUGCCACGUCCAACAGGCAGCCAGUCAAACUCAACCUGCUCACCUGCCAGGUCAAACCCAGUCCUGAAGACAGGAAGUGCUUCGAUCUCAUCUCUCACAACCGGACAUAUCAUUUCCAGGCUGAAGAUGAGCAAGAGUUUGUCAUUUGGAUCUCAGUGCUGACCAACAGUAAGGAGGAGGCUUUGAACAUGGCAUUUCGUGGCGAACAGAGCAGCGGCGGCGAGGACGGUUUAGAGGACCUGACCAAAGCCAUCAUAGAAGACGUGCUGCGCAUGCCGGGCAAUGAAGUCUGCUGCGACUGCGGAGCUGCAGAUCCUAAAUGGCUGUCCACCAACCUGGGGAUCCUGACCUGCAUCGAGUGCUCCGGCAUCCACCGAGAGAUGGGGGUUCACAUCUCCCGCAUCCAGUCCAUGGAGCUCGACAAGCUAGGGACCUCAGAACUCUUGCUGGCCAAGAACGUAGGGAAUAGUAGUUUCAAUGAGAUCAUGGAGGGAAACCUUUCUUCCCCUUCACCAAAGCCCACUCCAUCCAGUGACAUGACGGUGAGGAAGGAAUUCAUCAAUGCUAAGUAUGUGGACCACAAGUACGCAAGGAAGACGUGCACAUCCGCGGCAGCUAAAAUGAUCGAGCUGUUUGAGGCAGUCCAGUCCAGGGACCUGCUGGCCCUCAUCCAGGUCUAUGCAGAGGGGGUGGAGCUAAUGGAGCCGCUCCCGGAGGUGGGGCCGGAAGCCGGAGAGACAGCACUGCACUACUCUGUACGGACUGCUGACCAGACCUCGCUGCAUUUGGUGGACUUCCUUGUGCAGAACAGUGGUAACUUGGAUAAGCAGACGGAGUGGGGGAACACUGCCCUGCAUUACUGCUGCAUGUACGAGAAGCCCGAGUGCCUCAAGUUACUCCUGAGGGGCAAGCCGGCUACCGAUAUCCCCAAUCAGAACGGAGAGACGGCGCUGGAUGUUGCCAGGCGACUGAGGAACACUCAGUGCGAGGAGGCACUUGUGCAGGCGGCAGAGGGGAAGUUCAACCCUCACAUCCAUGUGGAGUACGAGUGGAGCCUCAGACUGGAGGAGAUGGACGAGAGCGACGACGACCUCGACGAUAAGCCCAGUCCCAUCAAGAAGGACCGCUCUCCGAGGCCUCAGAGCUUCUGCCACUCCUCCAGCCUCUCCCCACACGACAAGCUCUCUCUGCCGGGCUUCAUCAGCCAGAGGGACAAGCAGCAGCGUCUGUCUUACAGCGCCUUCACCAACCAGAUGUACAGCGCCUCCACUGACCUCACCUCCUCCCCUGUGGCUGACGGCCCGCCUCUGCCACCCAGGAACCAGGGCAAAGCUCCUACCCCAUCUGGCCCUCCCUCUACACUCACACCAGGAGGCAGCUCCACCCUGUCCAAGAAGAGGCCUCCGCCCCCACCUCCUGGACACAAACGCACCCUGUCUGACCCACCCAGCCCGCUCUCUCACAGUCCACUCAAUAAAGGGGGCUUAACUGGGGGGAGCGACUCCACCCCUCCUCCUGUCAGCAAGAUGUCUCCUGUUUCUAACAAGUUUGAAGGAAUUCCUCAGCAGCAAAGCACUACUUCAAGCAACACAAAGUCUACACUUGGUCCAAGGGUUCUUCCCAAACUACCUCAAAAAGUGGCACUGCGGAAGAUUGACACCAUACACCACCCAUCUAUGGAUAAGUCCAGCCAUCCUCCAGAGGUCUUCCAGAAGUCACCGCCAGCAACCGACACCCCGCAGAAGACCCCUCUGGCGGACAGGCCUCAGCCGGGAGACCUGCCCCCAAAGCCGCAGCCGUCUGAGCUUCCUCCGAAACCUGGAGAACUUCCCCCGAAGCCACAGCUCUCUGACCUCCCUCCUAAACCUCAGCUGGGAGACCUCCCGCCCAAACCCCAGCUCAAAGACCUGCCUCCCAAGCCUCACCUCUCUGACAUCCCCCCCAAACCUGGAACAGCCGAAUCCGCUCCCAGGCCGCCUCCUGGAGAGACGGUGCAAAGGCCUCAGACGCAACCGCCACCCCCGCCUCAAACUCAACCUCAAACUCAACCUCAACCGCAGCCUCAGCCACAGGACUCACCGUCACCUAAUCAGCAGGCGACUAUAGGGACCCCCAUACAACAAGCUGCUGAAGACACCAAUGGGACCCCAGCAGGGACUGCAGAGACUCCAGUACCACUACCGAGGAAGAUCAACACGGGGAAGAGCAAAGCCCGCCGGGUGAAGACGAUCUACGACUGCCAGGCUGACAACGAUGACGAGCUGACUUUCGCCGAAGGAGAGGUGAUCAUAGUUACAGGAGAAGAGGACCAGGAGUGGUGGAUCGGGCACAUUGAAGGAGAUCCGGAAAGAAAAGGGGUGUUCCCCAUGUCUUUUGUGCACAUCCUGAGUGACUGACAGCCAGAAAGACUUGCACUACGCCUCUCCCUACAUUGGGAGGUCCUGUAAAUAGCUAUCAUAACACCCCCUUGUCAGAUGACAAGUGUCCUAAAGAAAAAAAAAAAAACAACGAAGAAGAAACCCAAGAAGGCUCAUCUAGCCAUGGAUGCCUCAUCCAUGCUGUACAAAGAAUGUGUGUAUUCUUCCUUUACCAGUAUUAUCUUAACCCUAUAGCACGGCUGAGACGAAGCCACUCUCAAAACCCUAGCACUUACCUAAAGUCUAUGUUUAUGCUGUUACUGUGUAUAUAUGUAUGUAAAUAUAUAUAUUUGUGUGUGAGUGUAUAUACAUGUUUUAUUGUACAAAACAUGUACCAUUGCUCUCUCUACCUGUCAGAUUAAGCAUCGGGGCGGUAGAGUUUGAAUUUUAUCUGUAUUAAUUUUACUGGCCCUCAAGUAAUUAUCAGCUUAUAUUUCUGGAAAAAGGACAAAUAAGAGAUGGAAUGUGAAAUAGGUCAUGUCACUAUUUGUGUCUUGCAUCCCUGUUUACCACCAUAAUUGACUGAAGAGGCAGGAGUCUCCCACUGAUCUUCCCGAGGUGAAAAGAUUUUCAUUAAAUGUACUCCUUGUUCUUGCUUGCUUUGUGUGUACACGUAUUAUGGUUGUUUUACAGUAUAGAAACCUGCUGCUACUGUGUGGUGGAUUAUCAAAGCCUGUGGUUCACUGUAGGUCACUAAUUUACUCCUUGUUACACUGUUCACUGUAUGUAUGCUCCGUGCGUGAACUUGACGCCAUCUCCACAGUCCUUUGACCAUUUCUGUGCAUGGUGUAACAAUGACUGGAAUUGAGUGGAGUGCUGCAUUCAAAGACGCUCACCUCAGGGUUUGAAGAGCCACUAUUAAUCGAGCAGGACUACACAAAAGGGUAUCCUGUUGUUAAAGCCACUAUUAAGUACGGGGAAAACUCAAGAGGACAUCUUAGCAAUAACUUGAUUUUCUGACAGGCUACAACUUUCACAUUAACCUGUGUUCACGAUUCAGUGUCUUGUAAAACCUCAUGAGCUUGAAAUUUUUAAGUUGGAAUCAUGUUAAUAUCAUUCCAUGUUACUGGAUUCAGUACUUUUCCAGGUUUGCCUGUGAGCCAGAGAUGUCUUUUAGAAGUGGACUUUGUAAACGGCCGGAGAGCCGACGUAUUCUCACCCAGUCCUCACUGACUUGCAGUUCUUCCCAUGUUAAGGAACAAACCCAUCAACCCAUUGUAUCAUUAAAAGUGCUGUACUUCAA
Acanthopagrus latus (yellowfin seabream) is the source of this 5343-nucleotide messenger RNA. It is a transcript of the gene asap1b, whose product is annotated as ArfGAP with SH3 domain, ankyrin repeat and PH domain 1b. The record is from RefSeq and is a predicted model, not a curated record. The transcript is spliced from 29 exons. Gene Ontology annotation, cellular component: cytoplasm. Gene Ontology annotation, molecular function: protein binding; GTPase activator activity. NCBI's taxonomy places the organism in Eukaryota, Metazoa, Chordata, Actinopteri, Spariformes, Sparidae. The coding region runs from base 663 to 4079 and encodes 1138 amino acids. Gene Ontology annotation, biological process: positive regulation of GTPase activity.